AUGCCGUACUUAAAUGGUCGUGACUACAAUGUCUCUCACUAUGAACAAGACCGUAGUGCACUUAAGAAAAGGGAAUGGGAGCGGAGGAAUCAAGAAGUCCAGCAAGAAGAUGAUCUCUUUUCUUCAGGCUUUGAUCUUUUUGGGGAGCCAUACAAGACAAACAAAGGUGAUGCACUUGCGAACCGAGUCCAGAACACGCUGGGAAACUAUGAUGAAAUGAAGGAUUUGCUAACUAACCAUUCUAAUCAGAAUCAUCUAGUGGGAAUCCCAAAGAAUUCCAUGCCCCAGACUCCCACCAACAAAAAUGAACCCAGCUUUUUUCCAGAACAAAAGCAUCGGAUGGUCCCAGUGCACCAGCAGGAUAACACUCACUCCUCAGCGCCAAUGCCUCCACCUUCUGUCGUGAUACUGAAUUCAACUCUAAUACACAGCAACCGAAAGUCAAAACCUGACUGGUCACGAGAUAGUCAGAACACUAGCAUUGUAGCUGCCAGCCAAGUCACUAGUCAGCCCAACAAGAUGCAGCCGCCGACCCCAGACCAGCCCCCAGCCAGACUGGAAGACUUCUUUGUCUACCCAGCUGAACAGCCUCAAGUUGGAGCAGUUGAAGAAUCAAACCCACUGGCAAAGGAAGACAAUACUCUCAAGUCCAGUGGAGGGGAUACUUUCAAAGAAAUCUAUCAGUCCAACUCACCAGAAGCACCGGAAUUUACAGUGCAAGCGCCUGGAUCUCCCCUAGUUGCCUCGUCUCUAUUAGCUCCCAGCAGUGGCCUUUCGGUUCAAAACUUCCCACCAGGGCUUUACUGCAAAACAAGCAUGGGCCAGCAAAAACCAACCGCCUAUGUCCGACCCAUGGAUGGUCAGGACCAGGCCCCGGACAUCUCUCCCACACUGAAACCUUCGAUUGAAUUUGACAACAGCUUUGGGAAUCUGUCAUUUGGAUCACUCUUGGAUGGCAAGCCCAGUGCACCCAGUUCAAAGACUAAACAGCCAAAGUUCACGAUUCUUCAAACAAGUGAAGUAAGCCUUCCCAGUGACCCAAGCUGUGUUGAAGAAAUCUUGCGGGAGAUGACCCAUCCCUGGCCUACUCCUCUCACUGCCAUGCAUACUCCCGGAAAUUCUGAGCAGAGCACACUUUCCAUCCCAGGACAGGAGUCCCAACAUCUGACUCCAGGAUUUGCCUUACAAAAGUGGAGUGACCCGACCAGCAGAGCAUCUACAAAGAUGCUUGAAGACGACUUGAAGCUGAGCAGUGAUGAAGAUGACCUUGAGCCCAUGAAGACCCUGACCACUCAGUGCACUGCCACUGAGCUCUACCAGGCUGUUGAAAAGGCAAAAGCUAAGAAUAAUCCUGUGAACCCACUCUUGGCCACGCCCCAGCCCCCACCUGCAGCGCCCACCAGUGGGGGAUCCGGCAGCUCCAGUGACUCGGAGAGCAGCUCAGAGUCUGACUCAGACACUGAAAGCAGCACCACUGACAGCGAAGCCAAUGAGGCGCCACGAGUGACCACUCCAGAGCCUGAGCCGCCCUCCACCAACAAGUGGCAGUUGGACAAAUGGCUUAACAAAGUGACAUCUCAAAACAAAUCUUUUAUUUGUGGCCAAAAUGAAACACCCAUGGAGACGAUUUCUGUGCCUCCGCCAGUCAUUCAGCCAAUGGAAGUCCAGGUCAAGGUGAAGGCAAACCCCAGCCAGGUCCUGCCUGAACCCAAAGAGAGGCCUCUCCUUGGUCUCAUCAGGGAGAAAGCCCGUCCACGACCCACCCCAAAAACUCCAGAAACAAAGGCUCUGAAGCAUAAGUUGUCCACAGCUCUUGAGACAGCGUCUCAAAGGACAAUUGGGAAAAAGCAGCCCAAAAGGGUCGAGAAGAACACCAGCAUUGAGGAGUUUACCUGGCCCAAACCAAAUAUCACCAGCAGCACUCCCAAAGAAAAGGAAAGCGGGGAGCUUCCUGACCCCCCGAGAGGCCGCAGCAAAGCCGCUGCCCACAAGCCGGUUCCCAGGAAAGAACCGAGGGCCAGCAUCCCCUUGGCUCCCGAGAAGAAGAAGUACCGAGGGCCUGGCAAGAUGGUUCCAAAGUCCCGGGAAUUCAUUGAGACCGAUUCGUCUACGUCUGAUUCCAACACGGAUCAGGAAGAGCCCCUGCAGAUCAAAGUCCUGCCUCCAUGCACUGCUCCGGGGGGCAACACCACGAAAUCCAAGGAAGCCGGAGGGGCCAGCCUGACCCUCAGCAGCUUUCUCAGCAGUGGCAAUGGCAACAACCCACCAGUCCCGAGUGAGGAGCCUACUCUGUCACCGGUCCCUGUCACACAAGCCGAGGUUCUGUCUCCUGUCCGAGAUCAGGAGAAUCUGAAAAAUCUCUGGGUGAAAAUUGACCUUGACCUACUGUCUCGAGUGCCUGGCCAGAACUCACUCCAGGCGGCGCCAGCCAAGCUAGACCACAAGGAGACGGCCUCAAAGCCCAAGCGGCAGACAGCUGCGGCGCCUGCAGAGAAAGCUGCCCCCAAGGGCAAGCGUAAGCACAAGCCAACAGAAGUUGCAGAGAAAAUCCCUGAGAAGAAGCAGCGCCUGGAGGAGGCAGCUACCAUCUGCCUGCUGCCACCUUGCAUCUCGCCAGCUCCCCCCCAGAAGCCUCCCAGCACUAAAGAAAAUAAUUCAUCCAGGAGAGCAAAUAGAAGAAAAGAAGAAAAGCUGUUUCCUCCUCCACUUUCCCCACUGCCAGAGGACCCUCCACGUCGCAGGAACAUAAGCGGCAAUAAUGGUCCCUUCAGUCGAGACAAAACCAUCCCUAUGAUAGGACAGAUCACCUCGACCAAACCUAAGAGGAAUGAAGGCAAAUUCUGUGCUACUUUCAAAGGGAUAUCUGUAAACGAGGGAGACACUCCAAAAAAGGCAGCCCCUGCCACAGUCACCAACACUGCUAUCGCCUCUGCCACUGCUACUGCCAUUGUCACAGCCACUGCCACGGCCACUACCACAACCACUACCACUACCAUUUCCACCAUCACCUCCGCCAUCACUACUGGCCUCAUGGAUAGCAGUCACCUGGAGAUGACAUCGUGGGCAGCCCUGCCCCUUCUGUCCACCAGCACCACCAAUGUCCGGAGACCCAAGCUCACUUUUGAUGACUCGGUUCACAAUGCUGAUUAUUACAUGCAAGAGGCUAAGAAGCUGAAGCACAAAGCUGAUGCACUGUUCGAGAAAUUUGGCAAAGCCGUGAAUUACGCGGACGCAGCCCUGUCCUUCACUGAAUGUGGCAACGCGAUGGAGAGAGACCCUCUGGAAGCCAAGUCUCCAUACACCAUGUACUCCGAGACUGUGGAACUCCUCAGGUAUGCCAUGAGGCUGAAGAAUUUUGCAAGCCCCCUGGCUUCAGAUGGGGACAAAAAGCUGGCCGUACUAUGCUACCGAUGCCUUUCACUUCUCUACCUGAGGAUGUUCAAACUGAAGAAGGACCACGCCAUGAAGUACUCCAGAUCACUGAUGGAAUAUUUUAAGCAAAAUGCUUCAAAAGUCGCUCAGAUACCAUCUCCAUGGGUAGGCAAUGGAAAGAAUACUCCAUCCCCAGUGUCUCUCAACAACGUCUCUCCCAUCAACGCAAUGGGGAACUGUAACAACGGCCCAGUUACCAUCCCACAGCGCAUUCACCACAUGGCAGCCAGCCACGUCAACAUCACGAGCAACGUGUUACGGGGCUACGAACACUGGGACAUGGCUGACAAACUGACAAGAGAGAACAAAGAAUUCUUUGGCGAUCUGGACACAUUGAUGGGGCCCCUGACGCAGCACAGCAGCAUGACCAAUCUCGUCCGCUACGUUCGCCAGGGACUGUGCUGGCUGCGCAUCGAUGCCCACUUGUUGUAGUGGCUGCGCCCCCAUCUCCAGCCUUGCCACCCACCACGCUACCUCUACCAGAGCGCCGAUGGGCACUGGUGGAACUCCACUCAUUUGGGAAAGUUCUCUUUGAUUAUGUUUGUUUUGAUGCUUCUUUUGAUAUCUGUGAAACACAGACGUCAUUGUAAGUGGACACUACACCUUGAGAGCAGUGUAUCUUUUAUCACUUAGUCAUUUUUCUGUAUUUUCUAUGCAUUUCACAGAUCCCACCAUCCUUUUGUGCUUGAUGGAAUGACAGUUCCUACAGUAUUUUUUUAGGCCCACACUACCCAAAAGAAAGAAUGGAAAGCAAUUGUGAGAACAGGUUCCUGAGAAGUGAAACAAAAUGUCAUAUAUAUAUAUAUGUGUGUGUGUGUGUGUGCGCGCGCAUGUGUGUGUAUGUGUGUGUGUGUGUAUAUAUAUAUAUAUAUAUGUCAUAUGUCAUGUAUAUGUCUAUGUAUGAACGCAGACACAGAGGACCUGCAAAGAUUCAAAUUUUCAGCAUUCCCCAAACUGUGCUGUUCUGUCCAGAUAAGAACGUAUUUCAGAAUCCUUUGUUAAACUUUUGUGAUUCCCACAGACUCAGUUUUCAGAUGAGAAUUUUCAUUGUUGAAAUCCACUGGUUAAAUGUUUUAGCAACAUUGGAAAGUUAAGCGUGUUAAGAAAAUUCAUGAGCACAGCAAUGCCACUCUGGAACAGUACUCUGGCAUGCAGCCAGAGGACUUUUUAGUUAGUAUCCCUUUCCUGAAUCCCUAUUUGAAAAAUGUCAAGGAUGAGAAGGAGUGGCAACAUUUAUAUCAACAGCUUUAAGGCAUCAGCUGGCAUAAGUCGUUUUGAACUCCAUGAUUUGAAGCGUAAAUCCUCACCCGUGAUUCUCUUUGUGUAAAGCUCUCCUUUGAAGGGCAGUUCAGUGGCGCAUGCCCUAGUAGCCUAGAUGCUACAACCCAGUUUAGAGAUGAGAGAUGAGAGGACUCUGGCAACUGUCCAGGGAAUGCACACCUCUGCCUCUUUUGCAGUUGAUUGGUGGGUCCAUAACUGGCAGGACUUUUUUUUUAAGUGUGUUUUGCUUGAAUCUCUGGAAACCAAAGUUAAGUUCUCACUACUAGAAGUAGUCAUAUACAGUUUGCUUCCUAAUGGCUUUAAAAUAUGGACUUCCCCAAUUAUUAUCACAUUUGCUAUUUUACAGAAUUUCUUUUUGACUUCUUUCUGUUUUCUUCUACCUUUCUCUUCCUUUUUCUUUUGUUUCUUUUGAUUUUGGCUCAUUAGCUUUUGAUUGAAAUACAAUCACUGAUUUUAUUCAAGUCUAUAUUAUCUUGAAUCAUUUCCAUGAAAAUCCCAAUGAAAACUCCAAACUCUCUAAGUUGUAGCUAGUUUUUUAACAAAAAAUGAGUUGGGGUAGUGCUUCACCCUAGGGUGGUUUUAAAAGAACUCUGAAGAUGGGGAACAGUUCCGUUGAUUUGGAGAUAUUUCAGAGUCAUUUGAAACUAUCCCCACCCCUUUUGAUCCUCUGCAUUCAUUUUGUGUCCCUAAAAAUCACAAUGUAAAUAUCAUCUUUGGCGUUCCAACCCACUAGAAGAAUCCCACACACGUGGUAAAAACUAUCCAUACAUUAGUUAGUUCCUUGUAAUUACCUGCCGGUAUCUAAUUCCAUGUAGCCUUUCAUCAGCUGAGUUAUUGGAUUCUUUUCACUGAGUUAUGACCAGAUAAAUAAUAGAUACAUGCCCAUAAAAGAUGCAAUCUUGUAUGAUUUUUGAAAACAAGUCAUGCAAGUGAUAGGAACGACAAAGGAUCCCCUCUACACUCUCACUGUCAAGGUUAGCUAUUAUCCCCAGUUGCAAAAGAGCCAGACUUGAGCUCCACUCUGGUCAUUUUUGAGCUGAAGGCCCUUUGUGGUAUCAUAAAGGCUGUGGACGUUGUUCUCUAGUGGCUGAGGCCACGUUGUGAAGAUGACAGCUGGGAGCAUCCAAGCAGCUGACCCAGCACUUUUCACGCCCCCAGUGUGGUUGAGCUGGACGUUGGCAACUUCAGCAUCAACCCUAACACACACAGACACACACUGACUAAUGCAACCCAAGAGAAAUCUUUUCUGAACCUCUUAAGUGAGGAACAUGAUGCUAUGAACGACUCCAAAUACCCAAAGUGGGUGUCACUUACACAGAUGAAGCUGAUGGCUCUGCAGUGACUCAAGGUCUCUGUUUGUUUCCCACGGCUUACCAGGUGGAGUGCCUGACUGUGACUAUAUAAUGAAGCCCACUGGUCUGACUUGCAUGUUCAACCUAGACCACGAUCCUAGACCAUCAUGGAUUUAUGAGUAGAUUCUUCUUGAAAUCCAACCUCCAGGAACUAGACAUUAAAAUGGAGGGACAGUUUCCUGGGGACACAAGUAUAUUGCCUCAUGAAUGAAAGACUCGAAUCUCUAGUUUCAGUGAGUCGUUCUAUCUACCUGACACACAACAGGGAGACAGCCGAGCAGCCUGCUUGCUACCUGAUGUGUCACCUCUGGUGGCUGAGUGUGAAGUGUGUCCAGAUCAGCAGCACGAUGAUCAAAUCUGACAGGCGAGCUUGGGAUCACCACCUGGUUAUUUAGCAGACCCAUUUGUAAAGCAGCUUAGAAACCAAUUAAACAUGGAGGAUGAAUUGCCUUCCUCUCCCAGGAGAUGAGACAUCUUUCAGUUUCCUGACUAAGGAUUGUUGCUGUUUUCUAGGCACUCUAUUCAUCACGUUGUAAAUGGUGAUGUGUGUCAUAGGUGUGCCGCAUUUUGAGGGACUGAAAUAAUAUUUUGUCAAGUAAAUCUCUUCAGUGUACCAGUUUGUGGGAGGGAUAUGAGACAUGUGGAUGGUGGUGAGAGAUCCUGCCUCAGACUGUGAUGGAGGCUUGAUGAGACACAUCUCACAGUAAACACAUGGAGUUAGGGUCAUGGGCAAAGAAAUGGGCAGCUCCACCGAGUGAGCAAGUUCACAAAAGGAUCUCAGCCCUGCAAACAGGACCCACAUAGGGCCACCACUAUGCCUUCACUUGUCACCCAAGCUCCAACCACAGAGAGUUUGACAAGUUUGUGUUAUGAUAUUGGCUUGGCUUUGUAUUUUAAUUAACCUUGGAUUUUUUAGUGGUUUUGUCAUAUUACUGUCUGAGUUCAGUAGGUAGGAUUAAUUUGAAAAGAGUAUACUAGUGUGGUCCUCGGGGUAGAAUUUAGCCGUGAGCAUGUUGUUAGCCAGCCUGUAGACUGUUAAUUACUUAAUAAUCUCAUUGGGAAAAUACUAGUAGUUUUCUAUUUGGAUGACAGAAUUGGAAAAGCAGAUUAGCUGCUGCUAACUUUUCAAAGACUUGAGGUUGGGAUGCCUUUUUUCCAUGUAAUGACACUAAAUGAUUCAAAUCUCUGGUCAAUAACCAAGUUGCUCAAUUUGAAACCAUUGGCUGAAAUGCCUUUUGUUGAGUUUCCAAAUGGAUGAAUUUUCCUUUGGACAACACCUUACUAGGUGCAUUGGACUGGGUCUUCAUUGGGAAGAUACUUGUCCUCUCAAUAUCCUUCUCAAAGUUAUCUAAUUUGGAUUGUGUUUUAUUGAAAUUUGCAUCCCAGAGGUUGAAGUUGGAAAAUGAAGUUGGAAAGCAUUUCUGAAGGCAGAAUCGAUGUAGAUGUGGGGGUAGAGCCCUUACAUAUUUCACAAUAGACAUGAUAAAAUUCACCUGCAUGAGCUGGCAGGUGGGAGACACCAAACUGGAUCACUGGGUAGGACUACUCAGUAAGGCAAUGAACUGCUUGCUUAGAGAAGCAUCACCCUCCCCAUUGAGAAAAUGUGUGGCGAGACACUAGUGCUACACAACAUUGAAUGGAUGGGUCAAUUCCAUGUCCCCAGAUGCAGUUCUGUGGGGAAAAAAUAUGGAGCCCGUUGUCGCUUGCUCUAUUGUGCGACUGGCGGACUAAAUUCUUCUUCGUUGUCGUUAUCGUUGUCGUUGUUGUUGUUGUUGCUGUCGUUCUCAUUUCCACUCGCACAGCCUUAUUCUCAUAAUGAAACUCUGAUUCAUUUGCUCUUUGGUGUUCGCAAACUCCAACAACAGAACUGGCAUCUGUGUAUUGAUAAUCAGCAAUGACCCUGGCAGGAGGCUAAUCAGACAGGCUGGUCUCAGACAUCAAUCCUACCAUCUGAAUAUUUUCAGGGAAAGAAAAAGUAUGAAUUCCCUUUCUGUUCUCCUCCUCACAAGCCUAGAAGCCCACUUUCCCAAGAGCAUCAUGUUUCCCUCUGUAAUCCAUCAACUCAAAGCAAAUUGCAUUGUGGGGAGGGCUGCAGGGGUGAGGUGGGGAUUAGAGGGUAGGGAAGCCCUUCCAGGCCAGGCUGCAGUUCUUGCCCCUUUCUGCUUCUGACCUGAGAUGGUAAUGACUCCAUCAGGCUCACCAUGUGCUUAGGGGACACAGAACUGCUGUUCCGAUCCAUGAUCAAUCAUCGUUCUUCUAAGAGAUUGGAGCUUUGCUGUUUCAUUAACUGUGCAGUGUAGACUAAUGGUGUUUAAUAAAAAUCAUUCAAACUUUCAAACUCUUUUGCCAGUGACCUCAAUUUUGUUGGCUCUUCAAUUUGUACCAGAAUUUGAGGAGGGAAGGGGGAACACAGGAAGCCUGCUGCCAGGACCCUGGCUCAAUGCUGCGGGGAGCACCCCCCAGGGCCCACCAGCACUUGCUGGUCAGGAGCCACAUGUAGACCAACUGGCAACCCUCAUGAAGAAAGAACGUCCGUGUGGAUGCUUGUAGCUGGGGCUAGCAUGCUCCUACUGAGGGUAUCAUUAUUCUCCAGCCUCUGCAAUGUGAAGCCAGCUGCCGGAUCAGGUGCUUAAUCAGAACUGCAACCUAUUCAGUUCUGGCCUGCAUCACCCCUGUAUCUCUGAAUAGGGGAAACAUCUCAGAGCCUAGGGCCCAGCAGGGUGCACAAGGCCAGCCAAAUGCCCCCCAGAUGCCAGUGCCCUUCUGUGGUUCUGCAGUACUUGUGACAUCAGUGGGAGAGGAGCCCUUAGGCAGGAAGCAGCCUUGGGGAAACCCCCAAAGAGGCUGAAUUGGUAACAGGUUGCCCAGAUCCAGAGUUAGCUUCUCCUUUGGUUUGCUCAACAUGCUACCAGUGAUCCAUUGCUUAAAUGUUUAGCAAGCUCUCUGAGAACAGAAAGCAGUUGAUUUGUAGUAUUUGCUAAUCACCGUGGUGUAACUGCUCCCACCAUAGCCUAUUUCCAGCCACAUCACUGAACACAGAGUUGGAAAGAGAUAGACGCAAAGUUGGGAGACCAGGCAAACAAGCUCCGACACAGGACUGAUUGCAGCCAGUCAAAGGGGCUCAGAGUUCACACUUAUGUUCUGUGCGCGCACACACACACUUUAAUGACAAACUAUUACAUCAUUUUCAAAUAUGGGUCAGUCUUCUAGGAAAUGUAGAUAGUCUAUGAUGAGACCCUGGAGGUGUGGGUUUUAAGCUGGAAGGAAUGAAGCCUUCUUGAGCCCAAAGCACAGAUGCGUUGGCCAGAGUAUGUGGGUCAUCUCCACAUCUGCAAGGUAAAAUGGAAGUGAAAUAAGUGCUUAGAAAACUCUCAUGGUUGGUUAAAAAUAAGGAUAGGUGAGUAUUAUUAUUAUUUCAUUAUUAUCAUUUUAUUAUUAUUAAAAUGCCCAAGUAGUACUUCAAACUUGUAAAUGUCACUUGGAUAAAUGAUUUACUAUUGCUCCUAUUAAUGACAGUCUUCAUCAACAUUAGGCCUUCUGUGGAGAAUAGCACAAUUCAAAAUGCACUGUGUUGUUUUCUUACUAUAUGGCAACUCAGUAAUUCUCCCAUCUCCCUGUUGUUGUUCAGAAGGUUUUUGCUUUUGCUAUUAGUAAUUGAAGUUAUUUAGCAUAUGUUUUAAUUUUAAAGUACCUAUUUACUAUCCUUGCUCUGAAAUCAAACUAAAAUGUCUCCUGGAUCAGUUCCAUGAUUAAUAUUUAGAAAUUACCAUCCAAAGCAAAACAAUUCCCUUUUCUACCCAAUAUAAAGAAAGCAGUGUCAUUAAGAAGACAUAAAGUGCAGUGUAUUUUUGUAAGACAACGAGGUUUUUGUUAAAAACACACACAAAAUCUUUUUUUUCAAAUUACACCUCAUCAUAAAUCAACUGAGAGUAGAACAAAAAGUCUCAAAGGACAUGUUCUCCUGGUCCCAUGAAUCUUCUACAGUUAAUAAGAGGUUUGUAUCUGGAAAGGUUGAAGAACUUGCUGUAAAAUCCUAUUUUUCUUUAAACAUUUCCAUGUUCUGUCUGGGCCUGUGUCCACAGUCAAGUGUUAGCCCUGAAGGAUAUCCGUAUAUUUUAUGCAUUCUUUCUGGCCCCUCUCUAUCUCCUUUGCCUCUGCAGUUCUUUCUGUGACCAGCAUGAUAACAUAGUUGAGCAGGGGGUUCUUCAAGCCCCUCAUAGUAUUCCUGCAACAUUUGUCCUGACUGGGUAUGGUCCCAUCUGGGUCUGGUUAAUUGCUAUCACACUCACACGGGAACUUGGCGUCCCCCAAGGCCAUGGACCAGUUUGCAUGGAGACAGAGAGCUAGAAAUGUCUUCAUCAUCAUCCGGUGAUUUUCUAUUUUAAAACCAUCCUCAUGAAUCAAUCAUAUCACCCACAAAUAUUACAAAUGAGAUUGAUUCUGCCUCAAGAUAAUUUGUCAAAUAGUUUUCUUCCUGAAUGACUCUACUCUCUGGGUAUUUUAGAAAGGGAAACAUCUGAGAUGAAAUCCCCCACAUUUGUUCAAUUCCACAAAUGGCUGUUUUUAUUCCUAUUUUCCUCAGAAUAAAUAAUGCUUCUGAAGAUGGUUUGAUGUAGUGUUAUCUUUGGAUAAAAUAAACCCUUUAAAAGUGAGCCUGGUCGAGCUACCGUGCUCAGAAUGCCCCUGGGGAUCAGAAGAUCCCUCAGAUUCUUCCCCUAAGCACACUUGAUGGUCUGACUGCCAUAUCCAUAGGCUCCUCCAAGAAGAGACUGGUUUCUGUUCUGUUCUGUGCUGGUGAUCGUGGUGGCUGUGGCUGUUGCUUGUCUCUUUCUGUCUUGCUUAUCUGGCUCUGGCUUUCACUUUCCUGCUUGGGCUCUUUCUGUCUCUAAACAAACGAAUAGUUGAAUUCAGUGUGAACUUCUGAACUGUAACUUGUUCUUUCUUUUAAGACAUAACAGAUUAAUAAAAAUAGGUGUGUUCUGAUUUCAAACAUGCCACCUGGAGAGGCAUGCUGUAUUCUGAAACCAUGAUAUUAUAACAACUGCAUUAUCAUAUGGCAGUAUAAAUACUCGUCUGUUGAAUUCAUUUGUCCGGUUGUAGAACUUUGUGGAGCAGUGUUUUGACCUUGACGAUGUCAUUUUGGAGCAAGUGCAGUGGCUGCAGGCAGAUGAGACACUUUACAUCAGGAUUUUUCAAUGAACUUUAGCUGGAGGCCUGGCGAUGGCAAACAUUUUCAGAUGUUGCUGUAACCAUGAUAAAUGUGAAGCACAAAUUUCUGUUCCAGCAAUUUCCCAGAACUCUUCAGUCAAAGUGGUUUUAUUUUAGGUUCAUCUUUUUCUUUUUUUUCUUUCUCUUUUUCCUUAUUUUUUUUUGAAGGGGCUUGUUGUUAUUGACUGAAGAAAUAUUUUGACUGUAAUGUGUAUUUCUCCUGUUUUUCCCUCUCUUUCUCUCUCCCCUCUCCCCUUGUUAAAAUAUUUAAAUCUGGAGUCUUUUGCAAAUCUGCAUUAGAUCAGGCCAGGAAUGAAGUCUGAGUCUAAGCAGACAUUGAUGGGUUUUCAAAGAGAAAUGUUCCCUAUCCCUGUGGCCCUUCCAUGCUCCACACUGAAGAACCGAAGGGCGCUUUCCUAACAUCGUUUGAGACCUAAUGCAGUUUAACAAAUGACUCCAUGUGUUUUUCCAGUAGUCAUUUGACUGAGACUUGAAAAAUACCCCCAAGACUUACCAGGGGUGUCUUCUGCCUGGUCUACAGCGUGUGUGUUUGCUUUGUAUCUUAGAGGCAUAUUCCUGUCUAGUGUGCUCAUUUGAAGUAUCUCCUCACAUUCAUAUUAGUCUGUAUAUAAGAAUCAGAGAGAUAAUCCCCUCACAUGUUGUAAAUGAAGAUGUGACUCUAUAGAACUUUCUCUCCUUCUUGAAAAUAAAAAGACAUUUUCAUGCAUAUUUUAAGCAGAAAGUUUGUAUAUUUAAGUGUCAUGGAAAUAUUUAUUGAGUAACCAGGAUACAAAAGGGAAUUUAA
Odocoileus virginianus texanus is the source of this 12078-nucleotide messenger RNA. The record is from RefSeq and is a predicted model, not a curated record. NCBI's taxonomy places the organism in Eukaryota, Metazoa, Chordata, Mammalia, Artiodactyla, Cervidae.